Myxocyprinus asiaticus (Chinese sucker) is the source of this 6084-nucleotide messenger RNA. RefSeq names its product IQ motif and SEC7 domain-containing protein 1-like. Gene Ontology annotation, biological process: regulation of ARF protein signal transduction; actin cytoskeleton organization. Gene Ontology annotation, molecular function: guanyl-nucleotide exchange factor activity; protein binding. The record is from RefSeq and is a predicted model, not a curated record. The transcript is spliced from 15 exons. Bases 432 to 4049 code for a protein of 1205 amino acids. Lineage: Eukaryota; Metazoa; Chordata; Actinopteri; Cypriniformes; Catostomidae.
UAUACUUUAAUAAAGGUGUAAAAAUAAUAAUAAUAAUAACUUUAAAAAAAUAAUUAAAAAAAAUAACUGAGACAAUAAAGUAAAAUAAUACAAAAUAAGAACAACCUCGGACUUAGUAUAAAAAUAAAAAAAAAUGCGGAAAGAUUCUAGAAGAUUCUGUUAGAAGGUUUUCAUUUCUUAUGGUUUUACAGUACAAUACAUGUUGCGCAGUAUACGAUAAACCCUGCUUGCCUUUACAGACUUUCCAUUGAAGGGUUAAACGAAUUUACCAUCCACAGAGCGGUUUACUGAGGGUUAGUUACUGCGGCGCAGCGUACGAGCGCUUGAGCGCAACUUCAGUACUCAGAGCUGCGAGCAGUCAGCAGCACCAGCAAACAUAAACAAUGGCGGAGCAGCUGUAAACCCAGCACACAGAGGAUCGAAUUUGCCCCAUGGAUGGGCAUUUCGCGUACACCGACAUGGAAAGCCCGACCGAAAACCCCAGUAAGGCGACGGAGUACCUGAAAGAGCUCAAUAAAAUCAUCGAAACCCAGCAGGAGUUGUUGGAGAGGCAGAAGAUUCGGAUUGAAGAGCUCGAGCAGCAAGUGACUGAUCUUUGUCAGGAGAACGCGUGCCUCAAGGAUCAGCACCAGAGGCACCUGGCCACCUGCAGACUGCAACAACAGGGCAACAGUCACUCUACGCUGGGUGCCAUAAAGGAAAAUGUGAUCCAAGAAAAGAAUGAAAGUGAAGGCCUGCAUGUCUCAAAUGUCAGUGUGGAAGGUGAGGCUCCGGGCGGUGAGGCAGGUCCCUCUCUGGAGAACAGUGGCGGAUACAUACGAGGGCCAGUGACCCGCACUGCCAUCAUCAGUGGCGAGCACUUUGACGGGCCACCGCUGUACGCUCACGAGGUACGGCAGCGUCCGCGGCGUCCCAAACUCCAGCACUCUCAGUCCAUCCUACGCAAACAGGCUGAGGAGGAGGCCAUCAAACGCUCCCGAUCACUGUCUGAGAGCUAUGAGCUCUCCACUGACCUUCAAGACAAACAGGUUGAAAUGCUGGAGCGCAAGUAUGGAGGGCGUUUUAUAACCCGACAUGCUGCACGCACAAUCCAGACUGCCUUCCGCCAAUAUCAGAUGAACAAGAACUUUGAGCGCCUCAGGAGUUCUAUGUCAGAGAACCGCAUGUCCAGACGCAUCGUUUUGUCCAAUAUGAGAAUGCAGUUUUCUUUUGAAGGACCUGAAAAAGUCCACAGUUCCUACUUUGAGGGGAAGCAGGUGUCACUUACUGAAGAUGGGUCUAAAUUAGGAGCCUUGGUGCAAUCAGAGCAUGGUGAAAUGGUCCCCGCCAACAUGAAGUCACCUGCUGUCCAGAGUGAUUUCACGGAUGCCAUCACAGAGCUGGAGGACGUUUUCUCACGGCAGGUGAAAUCGUUGGCCGAGUCGAUAGACGAUGCUCUGAACUGUCGGAGCUUGCAUGGUGAUGAGGGUCAGCCUGAGCCCACCAGAGGUCAUGCAGACCUGGAACAAGAGGUUACUUACCAGGUUAAACCUUCCCACGGCAGCAACCACCGAAAACGAGACGAGAUGACGGCGUCCUACAGCGAUGUGACUUUAUAUAUAGAUGAGGAAGAGCUCUCCCCUCCUCUUCAUCUAUCACAGUCCGUCGACAGACCUUCUAGCACAGAAUCAGACCUCCGUCUGCGUUCUUUGAACUCUUCACAGGACUACUGGUCACUAGCUCAUAAGGAUGAAAAAGGGGACACGGACACUAGCUGCCGCAGUACCCCGUCUCUGGAGUGUCAAGAACAGAGGCUGAGAUUAGACCACCUACCCCUGCUUACUAUCGAACCUCCCAGCGAUAGCUCAGUUGAGUUGAGCGACCGCUCUGACCACAGUUCACUCAAGAGGCAGAACGCCUACGAUCGGGGUGUCGCCAGCCAGAAGGGCAGUCCUAAACACAUCCCUCCUCACGCCCUACCACUACGAGGACCUUCGAGAGAUGAUGAUGCCCCUCGCCAUCGACCUCGCCAGCUGGAGAGCCACCUGGCAAUCAAUGGCACCGCCAACCGACAGAGCAAGUCAGAGUCUGACUUCUCAGAUGGCGAUAACGACAGCAUCAACAGCACUUCCAAUUCCAAUGACACCAUCAACUGCAGUUCGGAGUCCUCGUCUAGGGAUAGUCUUCGAGAGCAGACUCUUAGCAAGCAGACGUACCAUAAGGAGACGCGCAAUAGCUGGGACUCGCCUGCAUUUAGCAAUGAUAUCAUUCGCAAGAGGCACUACCGCAUUGGCCUGAACCUUUUCAACAAGAAGCCAGAGAAAGGCAUCCAAUACCUGAUUGAGCGAGGAUUUGUUCCAGACACACCUGUGGGUGUUGCGCACUUCCUGUUACAGAGGAAGGGGCUGAGCCGGCAGAUGAUUGGCGAGUUCCUGGGCAACAGGCAGAAACAGUUCAACAGAGAUGUCCUUGACUGUGUUGUAGAUGAGAUGGACUUCUCAGGAAUGGAGCUGGAUGAAGCCUUGAGAAAAUUCCAGGCUCAUAUCCGGGUGCAAGGAGAAGCACAGAAGGUGGAACGACUCAUUGAAGCCUACAGUCAGCGAUACUGCAUCUGCAACCCGGGGGUGGUGCGUCAGUUUAGAAACCCGGAUACCAUCUUCAUCCUGGCAUUUGCCAUCAUCCUCCUCAACACGGACAUGUACAGCCCAAAUGUGAAGCCAGAGAGGAAGAUGAAACUGGAGGACUUUGUGAAGAACCUUCGUGGGGUGGACGAUGGCGAGGACAUCCCACGUGAGAUGUUGGUCGGCAUCUAUGAGCGAAUCCGGAAACGAGAACUGAAGACUAACGAAGACCACGUGUCCCAGGUGCAGAAGGUGGAGAAACUCAUCGUCGGCAAGAAACCAAUCGGGUCUCUGCAUCAUGGCCUUGGAUGUGUACUGUCUCUACCACAUCGCAGACUGGUAUGUUACUGCAGACUGUUUGAAGUGCCCGACCCUAACAAACCUCAGAAGCUGGGUCUCCAUCAGAGAGAGAUCUUCCUCUUUAAUGAUCUUCUGGUGGUCACUAAGAUUUUCCAGAAAAAGAAGAACUCUGUGACGUACAGCUUCAGGCAGUCCUUCUCUCUGUACGGGAUGCAGGUGCUUCUGUUUGAAAACCAGUAUUACCCCAAUGGAGUGCGUCUCACUUCAGCUCUUCCAGGUGCAGACAUCAAGGUUCUCAUUAACUUUAAUGCCCCCAAUCCGCAAGACCGCAAGAAGUUCACGGAUGACCUGCGGGAGUCCAUCGCAGAGGUGCAAGAGAUGGAAAAGUACAGAAUUGAGUCUGAACUGGAGAAGCAGAAAGGAGUGGUCCGUCCCAGCAUUUCCCAGAGCUCAGGGCUUAAGAAAGAGACAGGAAAUGGCAAUCUAAGUCGCGCAAGUCUUGAUGACAGCUACGCCGUGGGUGAAGGCCUCAAGAGAAGUGCCCUAAGCAGCUCCCUACGUGACCUUUCAGAUGCAGGCAAGCGGGGGCGCCGCAGCAGUGCAGGAUCUCUAGACAGCAAUAUGGAAGGAUCCAUCAUUAGCAGCCCCCACAUACGACGCCGAGCCACGUCCAGCCACGACUGCCCCUCACACCAGCAGUCCAUCUCCAACUCCUCCUCUCUUCUGGGCUCCCUUUUUGGCACCAAGCGGGGCAAGUCGCCACUGCCUUCGCAAGCCCCCCACCCCUCUCACCCGACGCUCAUCUCUCACACCCCACACCCAUCCAACCUGCACCACACGGCCCGUGAGGGCGUCACUGAGACCCAGGCCCAGAUGCACCCUCACCACCCUCAGUUCUGCCACAUACAGCAAAACCCCCCACCCUACCACCACCACCAUCACUACCACCCACCAGCGCAUAUUCAACACCCCCCUCACCAGUUCCACCCCCCACCCGGCCACUCGCACGGUCCUCACGGCCACAGUCCGCACCCAUCACACCCCACGCACUCCCAGCACGCGCCUCACCACCACAGCCAGCCAACCGCCCCUCCUACAGCGCCCAGUAGCACCAAACCCAAACACAGCGGCAUCAGCACUGUGGUCUGAGCCCGUUUCCGAACGCUUUCCUCUGGGACUGAUUUUGGCAGGUCGCCUGGCGGCAGACCGUGGGUCUUUCUUUAGCUUGCGUACUGAAGAUUGUAAUGUGCAACGAUUGUUGCUGCCUACCAGGACGCAACUGGGGAACGAGAACAAAGAGCACCUUCACUGUUUUACUUCAUCCAGAGCCCGUCACCUCUGUAACAUUGGCCUUCUCCACUGGGGCUGCUAGAACUUUUAUCAUCACUGUUGUUACCAGUCAUCGCUCAAGCUGUAGACUCCCAGACAAAGCUGCUGCUUCUUUUAGCCGUAAUGUAGAGACUUUCAACCCUCAAGAAGCAUGCGCAAAGACCGUGGCAACUGUUUUCUUGUACCUACAAUACCUAAAAUGCAUUAUCAAGUAGCCUGCUUAUUAGUUUGCAGAAACUAUGUUUUGGCCCAGAAAUGGUCUACGGACACGGCCAUGGAUGAAGUCAGUCGCAACGUGGUAUUCCAGUAUUUAAUGUAGCUGUAGACCACACAUUUCUGUGAUAUAGUUAGGGGACUAUAAUGUGCCAAUUACUAAAAAGCAGUGACUGAGAAAAAGAUUUGCAUUGUGUAUGUUGUGCAUAUAGUAUUUUGUAAAAUAAUAAUAAUAAUGUUAUCAGCUAUUAUUGUUAUUAUUAUUGUUAGAGAACUUAACGAUCCGAAGCCUCUACUCUCGAAAUAGGAGUUACUAGUUUCCACUAAUACUGAACUCAGUGUGACCCGCUUGAUUAGGUGGCCAAUUGAACAACGUGGAAUUUAUCGGUUGCCUUUGGAAGAUUCAGGUCGGAAUCUCCCAAUCCGGGAUGGCUGUAUUUGCUUCACCUCCUUAGGGAUCUACUUAGCGCAAACCAAUCACAGGGAUCGUGGGAAGGGGAAGGGCGGGACAGGAACUAAGCCGAGCUCACCGAUGGAUCCUCCACUGCAACAUGCUGCAACAUGGUUUUAUUUUUUUAACUAUUUUUUUAGAGAUGAAUAAAACAAAAUGAAAUAAAUGUACAUUUGAAGAUGUUUAUGGUAUAGCUGGUUAAAACAGAGCAGGCUAUUUUGGAAUCACGUUUAGCAUUAGGGGUAGCGUUUCGUUUAGAAUAGUCAGAUGUAUUGGAGGAAAGCAGGCUGCACUUCAAAGCUGAUCCAAUUCUCUCCCCGUAUUUCAAGGGUUUGUUCCAAGUUUGUGCUAAGAUGUUGAUUUUCUCAGUGGGCUGAGUGCCCUCUUCAUUUCACUUAUGGAGUGUAAACACACUCAUAUUCUUCUGUCCUCCUGUAUGAAUGCCUUUCACUUGCUCAGAAACACAGCUAAUGUAAUGUUAUCUAAUGUCAUGUAAACUGCAUAUAAUAUGUAGCAGUGGGUUGGAUGGAUGUUUCAGCCCCCAGAAUGGACAGUUUUUCACACAUAUCCCCUUUCUUGGUUCAAUUUUUGACUUGUUUUAUACUGUAAAAUAGAUAAAUGGCAAAGGGGCUGUGAUUUGAUUUAGUUUUGUGUGUGAAUGCUCUUUCAACUCAAGCACAGAGCUUCUAAACAGCACUUCUCUUUGUAAAUAAUCACUUCAUGUACAGAAAGAUCGCUCUAUGAGAACAUUGUCAGCGAUUAUGACAUUUGCUGUGCGUUGUUUCUUUUUCUGAUCUUUUUUUUUCUUCUUCUUUUUUUUUUUUUUAAUUAAUCAUGUGCAAUAUGUAUGGUUUUGUAAAUUUAAAGUUUGCAACAUUGUAAAUUCAAAGUGGUUGUCCCUGUUUGUUUGUUUGUUUGUUUGUUUCUGUUACAUCAUAUUUCUUAUAUCAUAUGUCGAACCCCAUAUUGUUUCUCAUCCCCACCGACAUCUUGUUCUCCCUGAUCUCUCUUUACCUGCAACCUGCAGUCAGGAAUGUCAACUCAAGUACUCUUGCAUGUAAAGUUAUAUUGUGGAAAAAAAAAUAUUCUCUCGAUAUUGCAUAUUUCCAGAGAUAUUAUCAGUGUUACAGUUGACCGUUGUUAAAUGAGUGAUGAUAAACAUAUUAAAAUCUGUAGACUUCUUUUCAUUCA